AUGCCGAGCGUAGAUAAUUCUCAUGAAGAAUCUCAAUACGUUUCAACUCUGUUCACUUGGUCGCAAUGGGGUGAACAUGUUUGUAUAGCUGGUUCAUUUGAUCCUCCAACACCAACAUGGACUCCAAUUGACAUGCCAAAAAAUUCAGAUGGUGUUCACGAAGCAAUUUUGAAGUUGUUACCAAAUAAAAAAUAUUAUUAUAAAUUUGUUAUUGAUGAUAAUUGGGUUUUGGAUCCUACUUUAGAUUCUUUCCCUGAUGACCAAGGAAAUUUUAAUCAUGAAAUAUGCGUGGAUCCAGUUCCUGAUGAAAAAUCUUACGAGAAACCUGUUGCGGAGGAUCCUCCUCGUAACGAGGAGGAAGUUCCAGAUGUUCCAAAAGUGGUGGUUGAAGAAAUUCAUCUAAACGAUGAGAAAGUUGGAGAAUCAAACGUCACUGAUGAAAAUGAUGAAUUAACCAAUGAACCCUUGGACAAACGGGAACCAACAGAAAUAGUCAUUUCACCCGAAAUUGAAGAACCCUCUCCGGCCUCAAUCAUUAAUGACGAUGUUUCAAAAGAAACCAUUAAUGAACCUGUAUCCACAGAAUACGUCGCAAUUGAUAAUUCUCCGGACCCAAUCGUUGAUGACGAUGAAUCAAAAGAUGAACCUGUAUCCGCAGAAUACGUUGCAACUGAGAUUCCUCCGGCCCCAAUCGUUGACGACGAUGUAUCAAAAUAUGAACCUGUAUCCGGAGAAAACGUCGCAACUGAGAUUCCUCCGGCCCCAAUCGUUGACGACGAUGUAUCAAAAGAUGAACCUUUAUCCGCAAAAAACGUCGCAAUUGAAAAUCUCCAAUAUAUCGAAUCACAAAAUACUUCCAAACCUAUCAAGAUGAAAAUUAACCCUGUUGACAUUGAUGAAGAUGUCGAAGAAAUAAAUAUUAGUCAUAAUUCGACUCUUGAACAAGAAAGGAAAGUGGGAACAGACGAUAAAAAAUCACCAAAUAUUCCGCCACAAGGAACUGUUCAAAUUGAAGAUUCUAAAAUUUCGAAAACUUCAACGGUAGAUCCAACUGAAUUGGAUAUGUUCAAUAAUCUUACUUGGGCUAAAGAUGAUUUAUCAGACGACGAUGUUGAUGUUUCUAGUUCUUGGUUAGAACCACCAAUGGCAGAUUACGUUGAUCCACCUUCUACAUGGGAUCUAAAUAAAAGUGAAUCUGUUGUAUGGGCUGAAGAUUCUCCAGAUUCUAACAUUGAAUGGCCAGAUAUCGUUCACGCUAAGCAAGAACAAUUGGCAAGUUCCUGGAGGGAUGAACUUCUCAAAAAGUCCGAGGAACACGCAAACGAUGAGGGAAUUCAAUCACGUGAAGAAACUGCUUCUGAGCAGAUAAAACAUUCAAAUGAGGCUUUGUUAAAUGAAAUUCCAUCAUCGACAAAUAUCAACGAUAGUUUGAAGAAUCUCACAGACUUGAAUAAUGAGAAGUCACCCGUAAAUAGAACCUUUGUUGAAGAAAAUAGUGAAAAGAAAAAGGUCCUUGAGUUCAAGGAGAGUGUUGUUGAACGUGAACACGAUGUUUUGAAAAAUAAACUAGUUAUUAAAGAAAACAUUACCUACGAGGACGUUUAUACAACGUUUGAAAAACCAGAAAGUAGUGCUACAGCUUCUAUGAAGAUAUCGUCAAUACCCACAGUUGUUACAGCAGCACCAGUAAUCGUAGAUAACACAAUGUCACAAGAUAAACAACUUGAUGACUAUUUAGAUCAAGGUAUUGAAGAAGAAAACCGAUCAAGAGAACAACAUGAUUUCGUUAUUUCAAAGACGAUCGAAGUACUGAAGAAUUUAGAGCAAGAACCCCAAUCAAUCUCGAAUGCUCCGGGUGCCAAGAUAAGUCAACGUAAGAUCAUUUCGUUUUCACCAAAUUCGUCACCUGGUGAAUCAACGCGAAAUGUUGAUACAUGUAUUCAAAAUAUAGCUACCUUGUCAUCACGAGGAAUAUCAACUCAAACCAAAGAAACCACCACCAUAAAGUCCAAGUCAAAGAAACCUAAAGAGAUGACAACUUCUCGAGAGAUAUCACAAAAAGAUCCAAUUUUAGCUGUCCAACGUAAUGAUAUUGUAGAUAGUGGGGGUGGUAUUAUUUAUUUGGUUACAUCAUUAGCAACAACGUUUACUCUUGGAAUAAUUUCGAUGCUAUUUAAAGCCGUUUUUGGAAAGAAAAAGAAUAAAUAA
This is a messenger RNA of Funneliformis caledonium, 2208 nucleotides long. The record is from the annotation of a GenBank genome assembly. NCBI's taxonomy places the organism in Eukaryota, Fungi, Glomeromycota, Glomeromycetes, Glomerales, Glomeraceae.